GAUCUUUGUUUGGACGGAAAUCACCCUCCUCUGGAUAUCUAAUGGACAUCUAAUGAGGUCCGCAUGGAGGUGUGAUAUUCAAUCUUCGAACAGACUCAUAUGCUGCCCCCCCCUCCCUUUCCCCCGGCUGAGCCGACGACGUAUAAGGAGAGGUGGGGAAUGGAAGCCCCAAACCAGAAAUUGUCUAUCUUCCAAGCACAUCUUCCCCCCUCCUCCUAAACUCGCAACAUUCCACAUAUCUUCCCUCACUUCGGACACAUCACACAAUGACUGUCUCUUCUGCUCCCUACUGCCUCGCCGGGCAGGUCGCUUUGGUUACUGGCUCUGGCCGGGGGAUUGGCGCGGCGAUCGCGGUUGAACUGGGCCGCCUGGGCGCCAGCGUGGUGGUAAACUACGCGAACUCCUCGGCAGCAGCAGAGAAGGUCGUGGCGGAGAUCCAGAGCCUGGGGUCGGCCGCGAUCGCGAUCCAGGCGGACGUGCGGGAGGUGUCGCAGACGGUGAGGCUGAUGGACGAAGCCGUGGCGCACUUUGGUGGACUGGACAUUGUGUGUAGCAACGCCGGGGUCGUUAGCUUCGGUCACCUGGGAGAGGUCACCGAGGAAGAGUUCGAUCGCGUGUUCAGCCUCAAUACACGCGGCCAGUUCUUCGUCGCCCGAGAGGCCUACCGCCACCUGAACGAGGGCGGUCGCAUUAUCCUCAUGUCUUCCAACACUGCCCACGACUUCAGUGUCCCCAAGCACUCCCUCUACUCUGGCUCCAAGGGAGCAAUUGACUCCUUCGUACGUGUCUUUGCCAAGGACUGUGGUGAUAAAAAGAUCACUGUCAACGCCGUGGCCCCCGGCGGCACGGUCACCGACAUGUUCCACGCGGUUUCCCACCACUACAUCCCGAAUGGCGAGAAGUAUACCGCCGAGGAGCGGCAACAGAUGGCCGCUCAUGCUUCACCUUUGAUGCGUAAUGGAUUUCCCUUGGACAUUGCACGCGUGGUGUGCUUUCUGGCCAGCAAGGAGGGUGAAUGGGUAAAUGGAAAGUCCUUGACGGUGGAUGGAGGAGCAGCCUGAGAUUGGGGAGUAAAAAGUCUCUGGCGCAUCUAUCGCGAAAGAGAUUCAUUUUAAUUUCACACUUUUGCUUUCGAUUUCUUAAAGAUCUCGCCCAUCUUCCUUGCCUUGUACCCCCGCUCUGGGAACCUAGACAGUCCCGGAUUUUCGAUCCCACAGAGACAGAGAAACUGGUGACAUCGGGG
This is a messenger RNA of Aspergillus brunneoviolaceus CBS 621.78, 1243 nucleotides long. RefSeq names its product SDR family oxidoreductase. Bases 267 to 1061 code for a protein of 264 amino acids. Lineage: Eukaryota; Fungi; Ascomycota; Eurotiomycetes; Eurotiales; Aspergillaceae. The transcript is spliced from 2 exons. Gene Ontology annotation, molecular function: oxidoreductase activity. The record is from RefSeq and is a predicted model, not a curated record.